AUGCGUCCUUCUCUGUUCAAGAAAGCUAUUGUGGCUUCUGUCGUUGUUUCUGGUGCUGUCAAUGGGUUUAAUAUUCUCAUCACUGUUUGUUUACAUCAAACCCACUUGUGAAUUCCUAGAGUUAUACUGAUACGUCUAGUAGAAUGACGAUGGUUUCGGAACUGCAAAUAUCCGCGAAAUGUACAAGGCCAUCAAAGCCUACGGACACCAAGCAGAUAUCGUAGCAUCCUCUUCGAAUCAGAGCGGCAUGGGGGGAAUUGCCAAUUAUGCAGGAAGCAAGAACCUGACUGCCGAUACCGAGUUCGGUAAGCCAUUUUCUCAUGAGAAGUUCAGAAUUGAGGACUCAUAUAUACACCAUAUAGGAAUCGUGAAAGCAGGUGCACCAUCUAUAGGACCUGAUCCAAAUGACUCCCACAUCUGGUACUUUAAUGGCACUCCCUCCGCCUGCGUCCAAGUAGGACUCGACUACGUCCUGCCCCGCUACGCCAACUUCAGCGUCCCAGAUCUCGUCCUCAGCGGUCCCAACUACGGUCUCAACCUAG
Molecule: messenger RNA, 542 nt
Organism: Hymenoscyphus albidus
Lineage: Eukaryota; Fungi; Ascomycota; Leotiomycetes; Helotiales; Helotiaceae
Source: the annotation of a GenBank genome assembly